Symbiodinium pilosum is the source of this 1077-nucleotide messenger RNA. The record is from the annotation of a GenBank genome assembly. NCBI's taxonomy places the organism in Eukaryota, Dinophyceae, Suessiales, Symbiodiniaceae.
AUGACUCUUUUCGCUAACACUGUGGUGCCGGGCCAUCGAAUCAAAGCUUGGUUGUGCGUGAUCAGCUUGUAUUCCGUGCCGACUGCGUUCUUCGUGUACCAAUCACGAACCAUUUGGCAUGGUGAGCCCAACAUGCAGACAUCCAUGUCUUCAUCAUGGGGCGGCUUGCCUUCCUUCUUCAUAUGCGCAGGAGAGGGAGGGGGGUUUCCGCACCUCUACCACAAAAACGGCCUGAGCCUGCGCGGACUUCAUCCCCGCACCAACCCGCCGCAACAGAUUCGUGUUUCGAGAAGUUCAUCAACGAGCUCUGCGUUGGGGAGGAAGCUGGGAAACUGCCUGGUCAUCAACGCAACCGCAUUGCAGCCUCUAGGCGGAAUGCGAAAGUCAAGCCUCACCUUUGACAUGUACGUCGCAGCAGAACCUGACAAAAAGCCCGCCAAACACAUCAAUUUGCUGAGCUAUGACCCCCAUGCUAUGCCACGGCUGCAAGUCUUAACAGGGUUAGUGCCGGGCGUUACGCAGGUGGAGCUCCGCAAGAUCAGAAAGGGAUCUAUUGGAGUGUAUGGCGACACAAUUCAGGAUGAAGCUUACGAUGCCGUACUGCAGUUCUUGGCGCCCACGUUGAAGAACAGCUAUAGCACCCAGCUUCAGUACACAUUCCCAGAUCUUGAGAUGGAGUUUUGGGCCGGCGGUAAAAAUCAGUCCCAGGUACAGUCUGCACUCAUCAAAAAGCUGAACAUACAAUCUCAGACAAUGCGCGAUCGCCUGCAGACAGUCAUGCAGACGCCCAAGCAAGACUACAAGUUCACCAUCGAUGUUUCGUCGGACCAUGUCCUGGAGGAGGUGGAGGUUGGCCGCAUUCCGCAGCUGCUCUACUUAUUGUCACGCAUUGGUGGCUACAUGUCCGUACUCAGCCUGAUUCUUCAUUUCUUCUUUGUGCGGCGCUAUCCUGAUAGCCAGGUUGUACAGACAUACGAGGCGAAAACCCUCUUGUGGAGUGAAUUCCCAGAGGAGCCCGCUAGCAGCAUCGACCGCAACAGCGGCGCGCCCGAUGCCCGUUCCAUGCAAGCUGCUUGA